Talpa occidentalis (Iberian mole) is the source of this 1678-nucleotide messenger RNA. It is a transcript of the gene ABHD14B, whose product is annotated as abhydrolase domain containing 14B. The record is from RefSeq and is a predicted model, not a curated record. Bases 84 to 716 code for a protein of 210 amino acids. The transcript has 4 exons. Lineage: Eukaryota; Metazoa; Chordata; Mammalia; Eulipotyphla; Talpidae. Gene Ontology annotation, cellular component: cytoplasm.
GCUCCCUCCACAGUCAGCACUCUGCGUCCUAUCUGAGCGGGCCCACGCAGCUCCCCAGGUACUUCAUCCAUACAGCAGCAGGUAUGGCGGCCGUGGAGCAGCAGGAGGGCACCAUCCAGGUCCAGGGCCAGAAUAUCUUCUUCCGAGAGGCUUGGCCAGGCAGUGGACAGGCUGCCCGUUUCUCUGUGUUGCUGUUGCACGGCAUCCGCUUUUCCUCUGAGACCUGGCAAAACCUGGGCACACUGCAGAAGCUUGCCCAGGCUGGCUACCGGGCUGUGGCCAUCGACCUGCCAGGUCUGGGGCACUCUAAGGAAGCAACAGCACCUGCCCCUAUAGGCGAGCUGGCCCCCAGCAGCUUCCUGGCAGCUGUGGUGGAUGCCUUGAAACUGGGUCCUCCAGUGGUGAUCAGCCCGUCACUGAGUGGCAUGUACUCCCUGCCCUUCCUCACUGCUCCUGGCUCCCAGCUACGGGGCUAUGUACCGGUGGCCCCCAUCUGCACUGACAAAAUCAGUGCUGCCGACUACGCAAAUGUGAAGACCUCUGCUCUUAUCGUGUAUGGGGACCAGGACUCCAUGGGUCACAGCAGCUUUGAGCACCUAAAGCAGCUGCCCAACCACAGGGUGUUGGUCAUGGAGGGGGCGAGUCACCCGUGUUACCUUGACAAACCCGAGGAGUGGCAUACAGGGCUGCUGGAUUUCCUGCAGGGCCUAGCAUGAGGGCUCCCCUCCCUCCCUCCUCUUCCCCUUCUCUCCUUCAUGGGCUCCUGCUCAUCAUGCACACACAGCAGGUGUGUCUGUGUUCUGGGGGGGGGGGGGGCUAUUGUCUCUUCCUCUUUCUCUUGCAGUGACAAACUGAGGAGGUGAAAUCAAGACCAAAAAACUUCAGGAAUCAAGGGACGUAAAUGGUGGAGGGUAAUCUGUUAGAUAAAUUUCUCUUACAGCUUUCCUAUUCCUGGCAUACCUUCCUCUGCGGGCUACUAUCCUCUCCCUACCUUCCACUUCCUUUGGCUGCCUUGCAGGGCAGUCACGCCCUCUACACUGGCCUCUUAGACCACAGAUACAUACAGGCCCACAUUCAUGCUUACACAUUUAAAGCCAUCUGUGUUCCCAAACAUGACCUUUCACAAGGGAGCAGCCACACAGGUGUAUGCAGCUCUGGACUGACAUGCAGUCUCGUCUUACACGGCAUUUCAUGCACACAUACACAUGCGUGCUUGUGCCUCCAGUCAAGCACAUACACAGGCAUAUGUGCCUUUCCAACCAUGAGGCACCCCACUCUCUGGGAAGAUGGGGGCCCCAUACACUAUCCCUUGCAGGGCACCCUCUUCCAGAUCGUGGGUGUGCUCAGCCCUGAAUUCAAUUGACAUGUAGUGAAAGGUCCAUGCAGCAGGCCGGAAUGCAAAAGCCUACCCGGAAGCCCACCUGGGGGGCAGGAAUGCGGAUACCUGCCUGGAGGACUCAGACAAUGAGCCUCCCCCCUCCCCCUACGAGUCUCAUCUCAGAAAAAGAACCUCUACCUGCCCUACAAACUUUUCCCGCCGUACGAGCCCAACUACCCACCUGACCUCUCCCCACCCUAUAAAACCCUGCUUCCCCCUAACAACGUGCGCGACUCCACUGACCCCCGCCUUGGGUCUGUGAGGUCCUCCCGGGGCGCAAUAAAGUUUCCCUCCCUUUGA